AUGAAUUCCAGCACCGAACCCCUAGAAGGCAGUUUCGCGGGCUUUGCCUCCACAGAUGAGGAUACUAUUGGGGCGGGCGGUAAUGGCCAAUUUUCGAGCACUCUUGCUUCGGCAUUGCUGAAGUUUGGACGAUCCACUAGUUGUGGCUCUCACACAACGAGUGCUGGGACAACUAGCAACAUCACUGGCAAGCUGUGCGAGGCAACCGAGAGCGAUGCUGGGACUGCAGUUCUUUCGCAGGACGCUCCUUCCCCACUUGCCGGACGUACAACUGUGAUGGUGAAGUACGUCCCAAUCAAGUACACGCAAAGAAAGCUCCUUCGGGAGUUUCUGAGUGCUGGCUUCCAGGGCAAGAUGGAUUUUAUCUACUUGCCCAUGGAUCCGCGAAGUCGCUGUAGCCGUGGGUUUGCGUUUUGCAACUUCCAGAGCCCAGAGGUUGCUCAACAAUUCUACAGAACAUUCCACAGGAAGUUUCUCAAGAGCUACGAGUCAGAGAUGGCGCUAGAGGUGGCUGCUGCAGAAAUACAAGGCUUCGAAGCAAAUGCUGAGCACUACCUUGACGUCAAGGCCAGUCGGAAGGACAAAGGUCGUGACACCUUCGGUUGCCCGACGUUCCUCCGUCCUCUACCAAAGUAUUUAUUGGCUCAGCUUCGGCAGGUAGAGGACGCUUCCCCGGAUUCCAAACGGAUCGAUGCUCGCGGUUUGGGCCUCUUGAGGCCUGAGAUGAAUAUGGGAGCGCAAGGCUCUGAAAGGCGCGUCCAACGAGCACCCUUUGGAGAACCCAAAGUCAGGCCACAGGUCUACGCAUCACAGGUGGCUUUUCCUGAAGCAAGCCAGCUGGCUCUUUGCAGUCGCUGCGGACGCAGGAUGCCGAACUCGUUCGUUUGCCACACUUGUGGUCAUCAAGCAAUCUCUUCAGAUGCUCAUCUGGAGCAGCUAGCCUUCAGUCAGUCCUUUUGGAUUUGA
Molecule: messenger RNA, 966 nt
Organism: Effrenium voratum
Lineage: Eukaryota; Dinophyceae; Suessiales; Symbiodiniaceae
Source: the annotation of a GenBank genome assembly